AUGAUGAUGAUGGUGAUGAUGAUGAUGAAGAAGAUGAGGAUGAAGAUUUAUCCGAUGUUUUAGAUCUCAAUAAUAUAAGUGAUUAAGAUGAUGAUGAUGAUGAUGAUGAAUCAGAUUCUGGUAAUUAUUUAUUAUUUAUUAUUCUAGACAAACCAAGAAAUAAACAUAAAUCUAAAUCUAAACCUUAAUCCAAGCCAUAAAAUAAACCAUAACAAAAAUCAAAUUCUGCCAAACCAACUCAAUAAUAAAAAAGACCUCCACCUAGAAAAUGA
Paramecium primaurelia is the source of this 272-nucleotide messenger RNA. The record is from the annotation of a GenBank genome assembly. Lineage: Eukaryota; Ciliophora; Oligohymenophorea; Peniculida; Parameciidae.